AUGAAAGCUCACAACAAGAUGAUGGAAAAUACAAUUUCUCAAUUAGCUCAACAAGUAAAUCAACUUGGCAAGUCUUCGGGUCAACUUCCUGGCCAAACUGAGCAACCGCCAAGAGGUCAUAUCAAUGCGGUAACUUUGAGGAGCGGAAAAGAAUUGCAAGAGCCAGAGUUAAAGGUGAGAAAAAGUGUUGUGAAUCUUGAAGAAGAUGGGGAGAAAAUUACAUCUGAAAAAGUGAUAGAGAAUGAUGCAGUGGAAGAAGAAAAGAAAGAACCGGUCGUUGUUCCUAUUACACCAUAUGUGCCACCUGUUCCUUUCCCUCAAAGGUUGGCAAAAGCUAAGCUUGAGAAGAAGUAUGGUAAGUUUCUUGACAUUUUACAGAAGUUGCAUAUUAACAUUCCAUUCAUGGAUGCCAUAGUUGAGAUGCCUUCUUAUGCAAAGUUCCUCAAAGAUAUUUUGUCAAGAAAGCGAAAGAUUGAAGAAACUUCUACUAUUUCAUUGACGGCAGAGUGUAGUGCUAUCUUGCAAAAUACGUUUCCGAAGAAGCUAGCUGAUCCGGGUAUUUACUCUAUUCCUGUGAAACUUGGUGAUGUUUAG
Daucus carota subsp. sativus is the source of this 594-nucleotide messenger RNA. RefSeq lists its product as uncharacterized. Bases 1 to 594 code for a protein of 197 amino acids. The record is from RefSeq and is a predicted model, not a curated record. NCBI's taxonomy places the organism in Eukaryota, Viridiplantae, Streptophyta, Magnoliopsida, Apiales, Apiaceae. The transcript has a single exon.